Messenger RNA from Gossypium raimondii (Peruvian cotton), 3958 nucleotides. Its product is annotated as pentatricopeptide repeat-containing protein At1g06710, mitochondrial. The transcript has 3 exons. NCBI's taxonomy places the organism in Eukaryota, Viridiplantae, Streptophyta, Magnoliopsida, Malvales, Malvaceae. The record is from RefSeq and is a predicted model, not a curated record. Bases 98 to 3085 code for a protein of 995 amino acids. Gene Ontology annotation, molecular function: protein binding.
AACAUUUUCCUAAACUCCAAUGGCUAGCAGCUUCAUCUUAAACCCUACACUAGAGCCCUCCACUGCUAAUUUCUGGUAGAACUAAAAAAAAACCCAAAUGCAAAUGAGAAAAAGAUUGCUUAACCCUCUUUUAUUUUACUCAAAAUCACUGCCUUUUUCCCCUCAAAAUCCCCAACUUCCCUACCAAUUCUUCUUCUCCCCAAUUACUCAAUUCAUUUCCACUUCUUCCGCUGACAAUCUAAAUGGUCUAAUCGAUCCAGAUGACCCGUUUCCGAUGCAAAACAACCCACGGGUCGAGCCCGUUUCAUCCCAAGACUUCGCCUUUUUAAGAGCUGAUUCAGUUCCUCCUUCACAGAAAAAAGUUGAUGCUGGUAAGUUUUCAAACGAUGCUGUUUUGAUUGCGAAUGCCAUUUUGAGUGAUAACGGGGAGUUUGAGGACAAAACCCAGAUAGUUCUUAGGCAAUUUAGAGAAAGAAUCAACGAAAAAUUGGUUGUUGAAGUUUUGAACUUGGUGAAACUGAAACCCGAAUUGGGUGUAAAGUUUUUCAUUUGGGCUGGGAGGCAAAUUGGGUAUAGUCAUACUUCUGCUGUGUUUAAUUCUUUGCUUGAUUUAUUAGAAUCUAGUAACAGUGACCAUGUUCAUGAGAAAUUUUUGUUGGAAAUUAGGAAUGAUGAUAAAGAAGUACUGAAAAAGUUGCUCAAUUUAUUGAUUGGAAGGUAUUGCAAAAAUGGGUUGUGGAAUAUGGCAUUAGAGGAAUUAGGUAGGCUUAAGGAUUUUGGUUACAAGCCAUCUAGAGCGACUUAUUGUGCAUUGGUUCAAGUGUUUUUGCAAGCUGAUAGGUUAGAUACUGCCUAUUUGGUUUAUAGAGAGAUGUCGGAUGCCGGGUUUCACAUGGAUGGUUAUACACUAAGGUGUUAUGCGUAUUCCCUUUGUAGGAUGGGGCAAUGGAGGGAGGCCCUUACGUUGAUAGAGAAGGAAGAAUGCAAGCCGGAUACUGCUUUUUACACAAAAAUGAUAUCCGGUUUGUGUGAAGCUUCGCUUUUUGAAGAAGCUAUGGACUUCUUGAAUAGAAUGCGUGCUAAUUCUUGCAUUCCUAAUGUUGUGACGUACAGGGUUUUGCUUUGUGGUUGUUUGAAUAAGAGACAACUUGGUAGGUGUAAGAGAGUCCUUAACAUGAUGAUUACGGAAGGUUGUUAUCCAAGUCCUAGCAUAUUUAGUUCUCUUGUUCAUGCUUAUUGCAAAUCUGGAGAUUAUUCUUAUGCGUUUAAAUUGCUAAAGAAAAUGACCAAAUGUGGGUGCCAACCAGGCUAUGUGGUUUAUAACAUAUUGAUUGGUGGCAUUUGCGGGAAUGAGGAGUUACCAAGCUCAGAUGUGCUAGAAUUGGCUGAGAACGCUUAUAAUGAAAUGCUUGCUGCUGGAGUUAUCCUAAAUAAGAUCAAUGUUAGCAAUUUUGCCAGGUGUCUAUGUGGUGUUGGGAAAUUUGAGAAAGCAUGUAACAUUAUUCAUGAAAUGAUGCGUAAAGGCUUUAUACCUGAUACUAGUACAUACUCCAAAGUGAUUGCUCAUUUGUGUAAUGCCUCUAAAGUAGAAAAGGCUUUUCUAUUGUUCGGGGAAAUGAAAAAGAAUUGUGUCGUACCUGAUGUAUAUACAUACACUAUUUUAAUUGAUAGUUUUUGUAAAGCUGGUCUUAUUGAACAAGCACAUAAUUGGUUCGAUGAGAUGGUAAAGGUUGGAUGCGCCCCUAAUGUGGUGACGUACACUGCUCUAAUACAUGCUUAUCUUAAAGCAAGGAAGGUGUCCAAGGCUGAUGAACUCUUCGAGAUGAUGUUGUCUAAGGGUUGCAUUCCAAAUGUUGUUACAUAUACAGCUUUGAUUGAUGGUCAUUGCAAAGCUGGGCAGAUUGAGAAAGCUUGUCAGAUUUAUGCUAGAAUGUGCACUAAUGCAGAAAUCCCGGAUGUAGAUUUAUAUUUUAAAGUGGUUGACAGUGAUGCCAAAACACCAAAUGUUUUCACAUAUGGAGCUUUAGUGGAUGGUUUAUGCAAGGCUCACAAGGUCAAAGAGGCACACGAUUUAUUGGAAGCCAUGUCAGUAGUUGGUUGUAAGCCAAACCAAGUUGUGUAUGAUGCUCUUAUUGAUGGAUUUUGCAAGGUCGGAAAGCUAGAUGAAGCACAAGAGGUGUUUUCCAAGAUGUCUGAGCAUGGUUAUAGUCCAAAUAUUUAUACGUACAGUUCAUUAAUUGACAGGUUGUUUAAAGAUAAACGGCUAGACCUUGCUUUAAAAGUCUUAUCCAAAAUGCUUGAAAAUUCUUGCGCUCCUAAUGUUGUUAUAUACACAGAAAUGAUUGAUGGCCUAUGUAAGGCUGGUAAAACAGAUGAGGCCUAUAAGCUUAUGUUGAUGAUGGAAGAAAAGGGGUGCUAUCCUAAUGUGGUGACUUACACUGCGAUGAUAGAUGGCUUCGGCAAAGCAGGUAAAAUCAACAAAAGCCUUGAACUUUUAGAAGAAAUGGGUUCCAAGGGUGUUGCUCCGAAUUUCAUCACGUAUAGUGUUAUGAUAAACCACUGUUGUAUCGUUGGCCUAUUAGAUAAGGCUUAUGAACUUUUGGAAGAGAUGAAACAGACAUACUGGCCUAGGCAUAUCGCAAGCUACCGUAAGGUCAUUGAAGGUUUCAACAAAGAGUUCAUAAUGUCCCUAGGGCUUUUAGAUGAGGUUGGAAAAAGUGAAUCUCUGCCGGUCAUUCCUGUUUAUAGAGUGCUUAUCUAUAAUUUUAUAAAGGCUGGGAGACUAGAGAUGGCUUUACAGCUUCAUCAUGAGAUAGCGUCAUUUUCACAAGUUCCUGCAGCAUAUUGUAGUACAUAUAAUGCCCUUAUUCAGAGCCUUUCACUUGCGCGUAAGGUUAACAAGGCCUUUGAAUUGUAUGCGGACAUGACAAGGAUGGGUGGAGUUCCUGAGCUAAGUACAUUUAUUCACCUUAUUAAGGGCCUCAUCACAGUGAACAAGUGGGAAGAAGCACUUCAGCUUUCAGAUAGCUUCUGUCAGAUGGAUAUUCAAUGGCUUCAAGAAAAAGAGACUCCUGAUGCAGCUUAGGCAUUUUUGAACAUUUGGUUUUCCAGUUUACUUGAUUGAUCACUGAAUGAUUGGGAUAAAGUUAGGCUCAGAGGUCGAUUUAAUUGGUCGAGGAAUGAGGAUUUUUUCCUGCACGCAUAAGAAAGCAAAAGACAACCAAUAAUUGAAUGCUUAACAAACUGAAAUAACAGUCUCACCAAGACCUCCAUCUGUUGUUUAAAGUCACUUGGAUUCGGAAGAUAGCCAUGCCAGCUUUAACCGAGUAUCAUUUUCCGAUUUUUCAAUCUUAAUAAUGGUGGUUUGGUCUGACAGUGUAACUAUUUGCAUCACAUGGAUUGUACACUCUGCGCAUUACUUACUGCAUGUGAUACACGGCGGUACCUCCAAAGCUCAGGUCCAAUCCCUACACCGCAAAACAACUCGGCUGGAAGAUACAACUCAUAUUCAUCCAACUUGCUGACCGAAUCUCUUCAAAGUUCAGCUGUAAGGGAUGAUGACAGGAACAAAAAAUCCCACCACCCCUGACUUCCUGAUAUGGCAGCCAUUUUCACACUCGAAACUCGAAGAAGAUGAUGGCUACACAGUAUGGUGGUACUACCGAUAACAAAGAAAUAGGUCUGGUAGGUUUUCUAGCUAGAUUUCGCACUGUCAUUUUAAAGUAAAAAAGCUUGUUUUUUACUCUUAUUGCAAGUUAUCUCUCUGAUGUUUAUAUAUGACCCUUUAAUAGGAUUGAUUGUUUGCAUAACUUCAUGUAUGUCUACCUGUGACUUGUUUUCUAGGUUUAUACAGAAGGUUUAUUAAACAAUAAAUCCAUGCCAUGAACUAAUUCAUGUGCUUUGUCAGUUUUCUGUAACUUUCGACCUAUUUUCAAUAAAUAAAUUGUCGUUUGAUCUA